CAAAUGUCCGCCACAAAAUUCCAGAAUUUUUUAACAACGGUUUGUAGGUGAUGCAUUAGAAAAUAAUUGAAAACGUUGGUUUAAAGCACAGGCUAGUUUAAACACCGAUAUCGGUUUGUUGGCACUGGCAGGCCGCUUAUAAAAUAGCUGGCAGACACUACACUGUGACUAUAACCGUGCACAUAAACGAAGCUCGGUGAACAAACUACACCUAUCUGCAUCUUGACAUCAAUACUGAUAAUCUCAGUUGCGCCAAAAAGAAGAUUGAGAAUUUCCCUGGCAGAACUAGUAUCAGAGACAUUUGCGGCACAAUCGCAGAUCCUACCUCACACUACCAACGUCAGAACCCUUGGUUGACGUGCAAUGCAACCUACAGACACCGUUCGCGUAAUUGUGUUGCGUUGUCUUUGCUAAAUGACAGCCCACGAGCCUGACUUCCAUAACUGGGUAUAGAACGCUGAUCUCUCCUCGUUAAACGAAUUGGUUGUGAUUGAAUUAUUGCUCUAGAAUGCAAAAGAACGUGCGAGACAACUGCCGGCGUGUUCUAGUCGUGCUGCACACCUCCACUUGACGCCUGGGCAGUGAAUGCUUAGUGGUUGCGAUGCAAUUAAGCUUGUUUUGGUGGCGCGCUAAUUCGCUGCCCAGGCGCCUGUUGCAUCGUGACCUUCUAUUUUCGGCCAUCCACCACAUCGCCAGCGGAGCAACCCUCCCAGCGUUGGCUUGGGUGCUGUACCGUUCUGCGGGAAAAUUCGAGGUGCAUGCCACCGAUAUGCAAAGGCCAAGACCGAAGCAAUACCGGUGCGGCAACAGUCCGAGCCAAGGCCUUCCGCCCGCCGUCUAUAAGUACUUGGGAUGAACACUACCUCGCUGGCCUUCUCUAGCAUCGCGCCAUAAGCCUAGGAUCAAUCGUCAUGAAGCUUCUUCAAACGUUACUAUUGGCAGGAGCCGCAACCCAGGCAUUUGGAAACGAGCUCCUCACUGUGGACAAGUUGGAGAACGAUGUUACCGAAACAGAACUACGACGAAUCCUUUCCAGUUUGAACAAGAUUGGUCGCGACAAUGGUGGCAACAGAGCCUUUGGGCUUCCUGGAUACAAUGCGUCCAUGGACUAUGUCCUUGAACGCGCUGUCAAGAGAUUCGGAAAGCAUAUGGAUACAUAUGUCCAAAAGUUCACUCAUGUGUUUGAACAGACAAACCGAAUCGAGCUCAACGAGGUCGACAAGGAACCUGUCGAGGCUGUCAGCAUGCGAUACAAUAUCCCCACUGCUCUACCAGAUGGUGUGACGGGCAAGCUUGUCGGUUUGCCAGUGGAUGAUACCCGUGGUUCCGGAUGCUUAGCUGAACAAUGGGAUGGCAUCGACGUCAAGGGCAAAAUUGUUCUCGUUAAACGUGGACAAUGCAAUAUUGCGGACAAAGUCAUGCACGCCAAAACGCGUGGCGCGAAAGCGUUUAUCCUCUACAACAAUGUGGACGGACCCCCCGUUCGAUCUAGCCUGGGGCUUGAUUCCCAAGGUCGUGUCGUACCCUCAGUCAGCACUACUAUGGCUCUGGGUAAUGAAUGGCAGAAACGCAUGGCCACCGGCGAGGAGAUGGAGGUUCAGGUCGUGGUCGAUACCCUCGUCGAGAAUCGUGACUCGUGGAACAUCAUCUCAGAGACCAAAGAAGGUGACCCAAACAAUGUUGUCAUGCUUGGAGCCCAUCUAGACAGUGUCCAAGCAGGUCCUGGUGUCAACGACGACGGUAGUGGAACUGCUGCUCUUCUUACCAUCAUGGGCUCUAUCAAAAAAUACAAAGGCUUUCCCAACAAAGUCCGCUUUGCCUGGUGGGGAGCAGAAGAGAGUGGCUUGAUUGGCUCAUUGUAUUAUGGUUCCAAGCUCACAACUGAGGAAGCGGAUAACAUCCGCUUCUACUUCAACUUCGACAUGAUCGGGUCACCUGCUCCGUUCUACAAGGUCUACGCAGACAGCGAAGAUCACAAAUACGGCGGUAAAUUCCUUUUCGACCACUUGGUUAAGAAUGGAAAGCAGGCAGAGUAUGCUAAAUUUGGCUCAUCAUCCGACUAUGUCGCCUUCCUGAAGUUGGGCAUUCCCUCAUCUGGCAUCUUCACUGGCGCUGGUAUUCCUUGGGAUCCGAAUUACCACACUAUCGACGAUGAUAUCGACAACAUCGACUGGGAUGCUAUGGUUUUAAACUCCAAGGCGGCCGCACGCGCAAUUGGUGAGCUAGCGCUGAGCCUUGAAGGCGUUCCACCACGAAAGAAGACCUCGCCCAACCCACGAAGCAGGAAGAGUAUUGCCCGAGCGUUCCAAAGCUGGUCUGAGACGGUUCGUGUUGCCGAAAAGGUACAUACUUGUGGCGGGCAAGAGAACAUCAUGAUCUAGGUGAUGCAUAUUCCAAUCAACGUAUAUAUGCAUGUUUCUUUAUAUGGAGAGCGAGGUGUUGUGGUGUGAUGUGGCAUAGGUGAGAUCUUGAUUAACAGUGUCUUUUAAAU
This is a messenger RNA of [Torrubiella] hemipterigena, 2491 nucleotides long. Lineage: Eukaryota; Fungi; Ascomycota; Sordariomycetes; Hypocreales; Clavicipitaceae. The record is from the annotation of a GenBank genome assembly.